Molecule: messenger RNA, 3225 nt
Organism: Anguilla anguilla (European eel)
Lineage: Eukaryota; Metazoa; Chordata; Actinopteri; Anguilliformes; Anguillidae
Gene: her5
Product: hairy-related 5
Exons: 3
Coding region: 1735-2442 (235 amino acids)
Biological process (GO): anterior/posterior pattern specification; regulation of neurogenesis; regulation of transcription by RNA polymerase II
Cellular component (GO): nucleus
Molecular function (GO): DNA-binding transcription factor activity, RNA polymerase II-specific; protein dimerization activity; RNA polymerase II cis-regulatory region sequence-specific DNA binding
Source: RefSeq, a predicted model, not a curated record
CUCUCGUGUUAGCAAACUGUUAUCGAAACUCCGGUAUAGAAAAUAAUAACAAGCGAAUAAAGCUUGUCGUUAGCUAUGAUGAAGAUACUUUUAAUGGUGUCAAAUUAUAUAUCGAUAGUUGUAACAGACAAACUGACGUAUUUUCUCCACUGAAAUUUGCUGCGCUGAUUAUCUCAUAAUUGGGCGCUCAGAGAAUUCGCAUUAAGAGUAGCCUAGUAGGCCUAUGCCUAUCCUUAUACCUCCGCGUAAGAGAAUUUCCACGACAUUACGGAGAUAGAUUACCCAUAGGUAGGCCACAUUUUACGUUUAACUAUGAGCAUUACUUGUUCGGCAAUUUGAAAGGUUGAUAACACAUGGUAAAGGAUUGCAUUCAGGCCCUUCUUUUCUGCGCCUACUGCUGUUUUUCUUUACCGACAAGUCAAAUUAGCAUAAUGGCUCGCGUAUCAUCUUGCCUCUCUCAAGUAACACCUACGAUAAAGUACUUAGAGGCGAGAGGAACUGUGGCGUCAGCGGUUGAUGGUGAAAGUUGUUGUGGGGCCAGCGCUGCAGGUUAUUUUACAAGAUAUAAAAGUUAGUCAGUGAGGGACUGUUUAUCAAAGCAUAGCGUUCAAGUAGCCUAAAUAAACAAAUAAAACAAUCAUUAACAACAAAUUUUUCAAUUUACGAAUAGCCUAUUGUUCGAGAAUCUCAAUUUUAUGCUAGUAGUAGCCUAUUCAACUGGUGUAUGUAGGCUACACUAACAGCGCCGUGUAAAAAUAAUAACAACACCAGGGCCCCUACACCUUAACAGGCCAGCACCUCACCCCCAUUUCAGUUCGUAUUUCGGUGAUUACAGGUCGCUUAGAAAUGAAUGGAGGCCCUGUUGUGAGAAUAGCUUAAGGCCCCAGUGGGGUGUCUUGACGGGGCAUUAGGCUUGCACUCAGGAAAAAGUAAAGACUGCAAAGUGGCCGAUAGUCUUCAAAGUGUGGUCGUUGCGUCUCGCUCUCUCUCAGUUCUGGGAUGUUUUUACAAUACUCAUCCAACAAAAAACAUUUCCUCCUGAGCACAUUUGGUUACUCACGACCGAUAAUUGGCUACAGUGUAUUGAGGACACCACAUCCUUUUCUUGCGUGACCAAAUAUCGACAUGAUCACCUUAUGUACUCAAACUAGAGUUUGGUUAUAGAUUGAUGGCAAAAUGAAACCUCUGACAAACUCAAUUUAAACGAAUUUACUUAACCCAAUGUUAAUAUAACUUUGCUUCAUGACAUUUCCCGGUUCAAAAAUGAUUUUGCUGGACUACGAGUUGGAGAAGUGUAGGCUAACUGACACAAUCCGUUAUUCUUAUGAACAGGCCCUCUUCUUUGUUUGGGUCUUGGUGUUUAUCCAAAGCACCAACCAAACAACAAUUUUCUGUUUCUGUUGAUAAGUCUAUGCCGAGGUGUAACGAAUUACUUGUAAGAACUAUGAUGAUGAUUGAUUCAUAUAUUCAUAUACAUGCAGUAAUAUACAUUACUUGCCAUUCUUAAAUUAGCUGAGCUGAGCUUCUUUCGCCAAUGCACGUCACGGUGGGCGAUACCCUCAUUAUAAUAUAACGAAGAAAAUGCUGAAUUCAGUCGCCACCAAUGGGAGGGAAAUGGGGCGUGGUCUCAAACUACAAGAAGUGUAGUUCACUUACCUGAGCUUAACUGGUUGUAAAUAGGCAUCGGAAAUCGUAGUAUUCGUUGUCGGGCUGCCGCUAUCGUAAAACUUCGUCAUGAAAACUCUAACUGCCGAGCUCCCAGACCAGAAAGAUGUAAGAAGGGUCCCCAAGCCCCUGAUGGAGAAGCGGAGAAGAGACCGCAUCAAUAACAGCCUGGAGACUCUGCGUCUGUUACUGUUAGAGAAUACACACAAUGAGAAACUACGGAACCCCAAAGUGGAGAAGGCUGAAAUUUUGGAGAGUGUGGUUGACUUCCUGAAGGCAGAGCAGGAGGGAGGACACGAGGCUUGGCCAACAUUCGGAGGAAAGAGAGACAGACCUGGAGGGGAGGACGGGGAGAUGAAGUCACCCAGCAAGCAUCACCACAGCUACCACAGGGGCAUGAGGACAUGUCUGUUAAGGGUUGGCCACUUCAUCGCAGCUAAGAGUCAUGAGCUGGAGGACAGCAGCGAGGAGUGCCCACAGGCAAAAUCCCCACUGUAUCAUGUGCAUUCCCCUCCAUAUCCACCAUUAGCAGUGGAAACCCAAUUGCCCAUCACCCAAGACUUGGAGUCCAAGCCUGGUCUUCACAUGCCCCCACGGAAAAUUCUCCCAUAUGGGCAACUGGCCUCUCCUUGUUCUUCCUUAGGUAUGAAGAGGCUUCCCCAGGCGAGAGUCUGUCCCACUAUCUCUCAUGUGCUCAGCAACAGCAGCAGUGGGGUGCCAUCCUCAAAAUCAUCUGCUGUUCUCAGUGACACAGUGUGGAGGCCCUGGCCACAGUAGAGACAGCCUCAUAUUUGUACAGAGAAGAUCUCUUUCAGCUACCUGGACAGCUGCUAGGAAACUGGAUUCUCACUCAUCACCCAUUACUGCAGGGCAGACCGUUAUUUGGUCAACCCAGCCAAUCGGUUCAAAUGGCUUUUGCUGAUGUGGUGUUAUGUUAGUAGAACAGAGGGACAUACAAAGAGUACAUUGCUAUCCAGGAAUCAGACUGUUCAGGCUCUGAAAGACUGUAAUAUGUGUAAAUAUACAGCAUAUGUAUAUAUGUAUUUUUCUGUACUGAUGAUUGUGUUGAGAUUACAUUGGUGUAUAUAUACUAUUACAAUGUUCCUGUUACAGAACAAGGCUAACAAUUUAAUGAGAUAAUUUUAAAACAGAUAAACAUUUGCUUCUGUUUGCUUUUUUAUAUAAUUUUUGAUUUGUUAUUUGACCUAAAAUAGGCUUUGUCACUACCAAGGGGGAAAUAAGAACAGUACUUGCAGUAUUGUUGUUAUAUAUAUAUUUUUGUAUACAUUUUUGUAUAAUUAUUUUCCCAUCUAUUUUUUCUGUUUUUACUCAAGUGAAAAUGACAAUGAACUAUUUUGAAGGUCUUUGUUAUUUUGUUUCAUACAGUAUGCCAUUAAGUUGAUGGUUAAGGUACUGUUAUAAGUGUUUUCUAUUUUAUGAAAAGUUUGUUUCAAAUCAAAUAGUUCCAUGGAGUUUUAAUCAGAAAUGUUAUCGAGAAACAAAAUUCCUAUUGCUCAAGCAGUAUAUUUUCACAUUUUAGAUGAAUUUGAUAUCGUAGAU